Molecule: messenger RNA, 201 nt
Organism: Rhizoctonia solani
Lineage: Eukaryota; Fungi; Basidiomycota; Agaricomycetes; Cantharellales; Ceratobasidiaceae
Exons: 2
Coding region: 1-201 (66 amino acids)
Source: RefSeq, a predicted model, not a curated record
AUGGUUAUUCUAAGGAGUGGCAGUAACACAAAGGGCGCCGCUGUGCCAAGUUACGGCUCCAACAAGCAUACAACGACGCAGAUGGCCAGCGUCAGUGCCCUGGAGGGCAAAAACAAUCACACAGGGGCAACAGGAGAGGCGGACAGACAAGCCGCACGUUGCAACGACAAGGAAAACAGGCGAGCAAUGCCAGCCGCCUGA